AUGGCCCAUCACAUGAACUCCACACAAGGUUCAUAUUUCAUACUUGGUGCCUACCUUGAUACUGGUACUACAAAAUACUUGUUUUUCUUGAUUCUCAUGUGUUUAUAUUCAUUAAUAAUUAGUGCCAAUAUCUUGCUGAUUGUGGUUAUCUGUGUGAACAGAAGCUUACAUGAGCCUAUGUACAUGUUUCUGUGCAGCCUGUUUGUAAAUGAGCUGUAUGGUAGUACAGGGCUGUUUCCAUUCCUCCUGAUUCAGAUCCUCUCUGAUGUUCACACUGUUUCUGCUCCUCUGUGCUUCCUGCAGAUCUUGUGCUUGUACUCGUAUGUAGGUGUGGAGAUUUUGAGCUUGACUGCCAUGUCCUAUGACAGAUAUCUUGCCAUCUGCUGUCCUCUGCAGUAUAACACACAAAUGACAUCCACCAUGGUGUUUGUGCUCAUUGCUGUAUCAUGGAUCUACCCUAUAUUGCUGGUUUCUGUGACAGUAUCUCUGAGCUCACCUCUGCAGCUGUGUGGGAACAUCAUUUACAAAGUGUACUGUGAUAACUUUGCCAUUGUUAAACUGGCCUGUUCUGACACCACCGUCAAUAACAUCUAUGGACUGAUCAGCACAGCGUUCAGCAUUUUUGUUCCACUGAUUUUAAUCUGUUUCACCUACAUGAGGAUCCUGAAAGUGUGUUUUUCUGGUUCCAAACAGACCCAACAGAAAGCCAUCAGUACCUGCACACCUCACCUUGCUUCUCUCAUCAACUUCUCUUUCAGUGCUUGCUUUGAAGUCCUACAAAGUAGAUUUAAUAUGAACAAUUUACCAAAUGUACUGCGCAUUUUGAUAUCACUGUACUGGUUUAUAUGCCCGCCACUCUUUAACCCUGUGCUCUAUGGGCUGAAAAUGUCCAAAAUUCGUGACAUAUGUAAAAGUUUGCUCUAUUCGAAAGUUUAG
Messenger RNA from Archocentrus centrarchus (flier cichlid), 936 nucleotides. Its product is annotated as olfactory receptor 52D1-like. Gene Ontology annotation, molecular function: odorant binding; G protein-coupled receptor activity; olfactory receptor activity. The record is from RefSeq and is a predicted model, not a curated record. Gene Ontology annotation, cellular component: membrane. Lineage: Eukaryota; Metazoa; Chordata; Actinopteri; Cichliformes; Cichlidae. Gene Ontology annotation, biological process: G protein-coupled receptor signaling pathway; detection of chemical stimulus involved in sensory perception of smell. The coding region runs from base 1 to 936 and encodes 311 amino acids. The transcript has a single exon.